GUUCGUAAAUGUGGAGAGAAAUUGCGCGAAUAGAUUUUAUUGAAAAUAAUAUUAAAAUUAUUCUUGAAAUUUGUAUUGCUUUUAUAAAUUUUUGUACGCAGUAUUAUGCAAGAUAUAAGUAUUUCAGUGAAAUUCGAUGCGAGUAUAAAAUAAAGUAUCAUGCAUUCUGACGAGGCUAUUGGUUGGAUUGUUCAAGACAAUUAUGUUCAAGACAGGAUGACUGACAAUUCUUUGAUACAUAAAUUUACACCAUUGGCAAAAAUACGAAGAAGGACAAAAAUACUCAACAGCAAAAUAAAAAAAUAUUCUGGUGUGAAAGAUUACAAGCACUAUAUAGAAUUAAAGACUGAUGUUAUACGACGUGUGGUAGAGGAUACUGAUAGUGAUUACUCUGACUGUCUAUCCGACACUGAUUAUGAUAUCAUAUACAACUCUUUAACACAGACUAAAAGCUCAGUUAAUAAUUCUGAAGGAUAUACUUUCACUGAAGAUGAUUGCAAAGGCCUUAAAAAGAAGAACAAUAUCAAGCGUAAGCAAAAGAAUAAUAUAAACAAUAUAAAAGCAAACAACAAAGAAACCUUACCAAAGAAGAAACUAUUGCAAACAAAAUGCAAUACUAGAGCAUCUAAAAAACAUAUAGACUGGCAAGAAAUCACAAAGAAAAAUAAAAUAUCACACUUGUCUAACAAUCGAACAUGCACAGAUAUUGAGGAAAACAGUGUUAAGAAUAAUAAGUCUGAUUAUUUACUGACUCAAUCUAAUAAUCAAUCUCUUUCUGCGCCAUUUGAUUCUCAAAAUAGUACAACAUCUAAUAUAGUAAAAUCUGAUAAUGAAAAUAUGAGAGAAAGUUGCAUAGAUUCCAACAUAAUGAUAAAUGACUCAAAUUUUCAAGAUACAAUAUUUAAUGAAAUAAAACUUAGUGGAAGUGAGAUACAAGAUUAUAAAGAGCAAAGUGCAGUGAUAGACAAAUCAAAUACUAAAUUAGAUUCACAAAAUCCAUUAGAUUCUUUAUCAAAAAAUUUGGUUUCUUCAUCUAAAUCGAUCAGUUUAGAUAGUAUUGAAGUCUCUGAUAAUGAAAUAAGUACUGUUAAUAAAUUGAAAAAUAAUAAUAGCAAUAAAUUAAAAGUAGAAGUAAAUAACAAAAAGUUGAUAAACUCAAAAAAUAAUAGCAACACAUAUGAAAGUCACAAAUCUAAAUUAUUAAAAAAUAUUAGAAGGAACUUAACACCUGUACUAGAAGAAGCUGAUUUGAUGAAUAAUGAUAAAGAUGUUGAGAGGAAUAAAAACGAAGAAAAUGAAUUAAAUAAUCAAUUACUUGUAUCUACCACAGGUUGUACUCGACAUAGUACUCUAAUAAAAAAAAUACGAUCCAAUUUAUCACCAGACCAACAAAAAGAUUCUGGAUUUGAAGACUCACAGGAUAGAUUUAUCAAGAUUGGACAAAAUGAUAUAAAAAGUUCAAAAAAUUUAAAUAUUAUAGAGAAAAUACAUCUUUCUUCUCAACAAUUUGAGAAGAUUGCUGAAGUUGAAAUAAUAGCUUUGGAAAAUUCUAAAGAGGAUUCAAAUAAUGACAUUUUAGAGAAACAAGACAAUAAAGAAAAAAAGGAGUUUUCUACAAAAGAAGUUGAAGAAGAAGACGUUGAAGAAGAAGAAGAAGAUGGAAGAUAUAUUAGUAUUGAAAAAAAUGAAAAUAUUAAUUCUAAAGAAGAAAUAUUGAAAGCAGAAGAAAUUGACAACAAUAUAUCAUUAGAAACUGACAAUGAAGAGGAUAAUGCAAAUUAUAUAUUGCCUGAAACUAAAAAGCGACUUCAACAGCAAGCGAGAUUAAACUUAGUUGUGAGUAGUGAUUCUAAUUCAAGCGAUGACGAAUAUAUAACUGGUAAAACAUCAAGAAAGCACAAUGGUGAUUCUGAUACAAGUUGUUUUAGUAAAGAUAUGUUUGAGAAUGAUGAAACUAAUUGCGAAAAAACCAACAUAGAUAUUUCAUAUAGCAAAGACAGCAGCAAUGAAGGGAUGCCAAAUCCUAUAGAAGAAAAAGUAAAAAUAGAUUCAUCAAAUAUAAAAAAAGAAAUAAGCAAGCAAGCUGAUAAAACUGUAUUAUCAACAAGCUGUACAUAUGAAAAUAAUAACUCAGCUACAUCUGAUGCAAACCAAAAUUCAUUAAAGGAAAUACAAUAUUGUACAGAUGUAUGUAACUAUGAAAAUAAUCAGAAUGAAAGUGUAGAUGAUGUUGAAAGUUUUCAAUUGAGAAUUUCUGAAAAUAUUUCGUCCAUUAGUGAAGAAUCUAAAAAUCAAUCUUCAACAAAUGUAUCAUCCUUAAAUAAAAAGAACUUUUGUGAUCAAAGUAUUCAAGAUGAAGACAGGAUGAGCGAUUGUAUCAGCGAAUUGGGAACUAGAUGUAAAUCUAGAGAUGAACAAAACACACAAGUAUCAACAAAACGUUCAAGUGCGCAUCUUGAUAUUUCCUGCUAUUCUAGACCAUACAAUUUACAGCAAUUAAUCGAGGACGAAAAUUUGCUUCUAGAAAAUACAGCAAGUUUUACACUGCCGGAUCUUACUGAAAAUGAUGAAGCUUUUAUUUUGAAUAUUCCAAAUAAGGUCUUACAGUGCAACCUGCAGGGUCAAUUGCUAUCAUUAAAAGAAGACACGAUAAAAUUCGGAAAAAGUAAAUAUAGAAUCGUGCGUAGAAAAGUGGGUACUGUAUCUUGCAUUUUUGCUACUGGUAAAAAACGGAAACCUUAUAAAACAGUAAAUAUUAAAAAUAUCAGCACUAUUACUGUACGAGAAAGAUUGCCACCAUGUUCGAGAAAAUCAGAUGUAUUAAAUUCUAAUACUGUCAUUUCUUCCGAAUCGAAAUCGUCAAAAAUAAAUAAUCGACAAACGAAAGAAACAGAAAUGUUAAAAGUUGAUCGCAACAAGCGCAAACGAAGACAUUCAGGUUUUGAAACUGAACAAUCUGCGACUAAGAUAGGACGAUUAAAAUUGAUUCAUUCCUAAAAAAAAUUAAAGAAUAUUUUUAAGGAUAGGAACUUAAAUAACAAACAAUUUUAUUAUAAUACGAAAAAAUAUUUUGUGUAUGAAUAUUCAAUAUCUGAAUAGAAUAUAGAAUAUCAAGAUAUUAAAAUAAGGAAGUAAAAAUGUUUAUAAUACUGAUAAUAUAUUGCUAUCAUUUUAUCAAUACAUGAUUCUUUUUCAGUUCCAAUAAUA
Nylanderia fulva is the source of this 3207-nucleotide messenger RNA. The record is from RefSeq and is a predicted model, not a curated record. NCBI's taxonomy places the organism in Eukaryota, Metazoa, Arthropoda, Insecta, Hymenoptera, Formicidae.